Molecule: messenger RNA, 3488 nt
Organism: Cololabis saira (Pacific saury)
Lineage: Eukaryota; Metazoa; Chordata; Actinopteri; Beloniformes; Belonidae
Gene: rufy3
Product: RUN and FYVE domain containing 3
Exons: 18
Coding region: 494-2386 (630 amino acids)
Biological process (GO): regulation of axonogenesis
Cellular component (GO): cytoplasm
Molecular function (GO): metal ion binding
Source: RefSeq, a predicted model, not a curated record
CCCACCCCGAGCAUUCACUGCGGUGCUCUGGGAGUCCAAUCAGAGCGAACCGGUGCUGAGCCGACCGGAGGAGGGCUGUGAUUUUUCAGCACGGUGCUCUGUUGCAUUUCAAAUCCUCCGGCUGCACAAAAAGGGACGGCAGGAGCUCGAAAAGGAGGAGGUGGAGGAGGAGAAGGGAGGGCUGCCUUUCUCAAGACAGCGGCGGAUUUCACCCAGUUGCAUCCUGGAGGAGAGGAGGAUGAAGGCAUAAAGAGGAGGAGAAGCAGAAUCCUUUCCGACAGCCAGUGAACGCUGCUUCCAGGAGGCCUUCCCCAUCUCUGCCUUUUGUCUGGGAGCUCCCUCCAUCCCCAGUUCCUCCUCUCUCAGACCUUUUGUUGUGUCGGGGGUGUUUUUCCUGGCCGUUGCUGGCUCCCGGGACAAAAGCCGCUACGCCUUUCCCCCUUUUUAUUCCCUUCGCUGGUGUUGAUUUGUGCCUGCCGAAAGCUGAGUCAUCAUGUCUGAUCUGACGCCUCAGAGCGAGACCCCGACCCCCACCACAGACAAGAUCACCCAGGCCGCCAGGGAGACCAUCUAUCUCUGCAACUUCCGCGUGUCUGUCGAUGGCGAGUGGCUCUGCCUCCGCGAGCUCAACGACAUCUCGCUCACGCCGGACCCGGAGCCGGCCCAUGAAGAUCCCAAGGAUCCGAUCGCAAUUGAGAGGUUGAACUUGAUGAACAUGGCCAAGCUGAGCAUCAAGGGCCUGAUAGAGUCGGCCCUCAACCUGGGACGCACACUCGACUCCGACUAUGCACCCCUGCAGCAGUUCUUCGUCGUCAUGGAGCACUGUCUGAAGCACGGAUUGAAAACUAAGAAGACCUUCCUGGGUCAGAACAAGUCGUUCUGGGGAGCGUUGGAGUUGGUGGAGAAGCUGACGCCCGAGGCAGGAGAGAUCACCGCCAGCGUCAAGGACCUCCCGGGUCUGAAAACUCCUCUGGGAAGGGGGCGUGCCUGGUUGCGGCUGGCCUUGAUGCAGAAGAAGCUCUCCGACUACAUGAAGACCAUCAUCAACAGGAAGGACCUACUCAGCGAGUUUUAUGAGCCCAACGCGUUGAUGAUGGAGGAGGAGGGCGCCGUCAUCGCCGGCCUGCUCGUUGGGCUGAACGUCAUCGAUGCCAACCUGUGUAUGAAGGGCGAGGACCUGGACUCCCAGGUCGGCGUGAUCGACUUCUCAAUGUACCUCAAAGACGGGGGACACAGCAGCAAGAGCGCGGAGGGGGACGGUCAGAUCACAGCCAUCCUCGACCAGAAGAACUACGUGGAGGAGCUGAACAGACAUCUGAGCGCUUCAGUCAACAACCUCCAGGCCAAGGUGGACGUUCUGGAGAAGUCCAACACGAAGCUGACGGAAGAGCUCGCCGUCGCCAACAACCGGAUCAUCACCUUACAAGAAGACGUGGAGCGGGUCAAGGAGGAGAGCUCGUAUCAGCUGGAGUCCAGGAAGCCUCUGAGAAGUGAUUCAGUGGCGGAGGGACAGACGCUGGGCGAAGCGCGCAAGCAGCUCAAAGAGGAAACUUCGCUUCGACUGGAUGUUGAGCGGGAGCUGGAGGUGCAGAUCGGGAUGAAGCAGGAGAUGGAGUUGUCCAUGAAGAUGCUGGAGAAGGACAUCUGUGAGAAGCAGGACGCCCUGAUGGAGCUCAGGCAGCAGCUGGAGGACCUUCGGGCCAUCAACCAGCAGCUCAGCCACAAGUCACAGAGUGCUGAUGCCAGCUCCAGACAGAAGAGCGACGCCAUCGGCCGCCUGGAGGAGAAAAUAAACCAGAUGUCGGGGACCAUAAGAACUCUGGAGACCAGGUGCAAGCAGGCUGAGAGAGAGAGGGAUCUGGCCCUAGAGGCCAACCGGCUCUUCAAACAGGAGUUUGGAGACAAGAUCGAGAGCCUGCAGGUGGAGGUGGAGCAGCUCCGGACGCAAAGGUCAAACCUGGAACAGGAGCUCAGGAGAAGGGGUGAUCCUCAUCUCGGCGCCGCGUCCAGACAGUCCAGCAGCGUCCGCCGGGACAGGAAACACCCGGAAAACGCCCCAAAACAGCAUCUCCCAGAAUCCCCGUCUGCCGGAGGAGGGACGGAGCAAGAGGACAGGACCAGUCUGAGCUCCAGCCUGUCGCUGUCGCUGUCGCAUCACGAGGACGAGCAGGAGCCGGUGGUGGUGAGCCGACCGUCGGUGUGCACCAUGUGUGAGCAGCAGGACUCUCUGCUCAAGCCUAAGAAGCGCUGUAAGAACUGCGACGGGGUUUUCUGCGAGAGCUGCGUGUCCGGCGAGCUUCCGCUGCCCUCGUCCAUCCUCCCGGAGACGGUGUGCAACGCCUGCUACUCGCAGCUGCUGCAGCAGUACGCCUCCACGCCGCCGUGAGCCGUGAGGACCGCCGGCACGGCCAGAAAAGUACUUUGACCUCACGGCCUGAAACGUGGUGGAAGAUCCUCCGGGUCUCGGCUCUGCUGCGGUCCCCCCCGCCGCCAGCAACGGGAGACGUGCAGGUCUUCCUCGUGUUUCACGGCGCUGCAGCCGCGUCUCUUCUUCUAGUGGAUGUGGCUGCAGCGUUCCUCAACCAAAACCUGCUUAUAUGAACAAACAAACACCUUGCUGGAUCCAGAAAACCCAGCUUGAAUCAUCUCAUUCACUAAAACCAUCCCAGACCUCCAGGUCCAGGGCUGGACCACCGAGGACUCCCCCCAGAUUGGAGCGGUGCGGAAGAAACCGGAUCUCUGUCUGUGUUUUUAGCUUCUGCUGAUCGCUUGGGGAUAUAAUCAAAGUUUAAUCAGAAAAAUGUUGAUCCUGACGACGAGACCCGGUCCACAUGUCCACGCAGACGAGACCCGGUCCACAUGUCCACAUCUCCCGUGCAGUUAAACCCGCCAGUAAGAAGAAUAAAGGACAGGUGGACAUCCGGGUGGAAACUGUUAGUGAGGGAGGACAAGCAGACGUGUGGAGAACAAAACCAGCUUUGGAUUGGAUUGGUUUGAAGGGGGACUGCAGGUCCGGAUCCGGACCCUAGUGGUCAGUAGGGAAACCUCAGGUCCAGAUCUGGACCCCCUUGCUGCAGGAUUUUAGUUGAUUGACAGGCAGGAUGGCGUCUCUUUAUGCUAAACUAAUUUAAUUUAAAAUCAGCAGAUUAUUUUUAAAUAAAAGCAGCUUUUCUGGAGUUUGGCGAGCUGGUUAGUGACGCUGCAUCGGUCAGACGUGGCGUUAAACUUCUGCUGAUGGCCCAGACGGAGUCGCGGCUGAUCCGGUUUACGUCCAUGCAACGGUCACAUCCACAAACCCAACAGGUGGACAUUUGGACUCGUCUCUGGUCCGGAUGAGUCCGGAUGUCUGCGUGGUUUUUGAGGUGCUGGCCGCUCAGACGUGGGCGCAGCUGCCGUUUCCACCUCGUUGGUUGUUUUAAAUCUGUCUCUGAAGCUGAUUAGAGACCGAAUGCUUCUAAGAUCAUCAAUAAAGUUUUACUGACACUAAA